CGUUUGCACCUUUUUUGCUGUCGACCAUUUGCUACAAUAUCGAGCCUUCAUCUUCCAUUCGCAUUGCCAAUCGGCCUAAUUCACCAUGUAUACUCGACGAACUGCUCCCAGUCGGCGCUCAUCCGCCCAUUCUACUUCAUCGGCCUCGCCGUCAUCAUCACCGACUUCGCAAAGGCCCCGCCUGCUACGAAGCAGCGUCACGGAGCCAUCGAUCACCCCUCUGUCCAGCAACGAUGUGCAAGCGUCUAGACUGUCGCAUCGGUCGCCGCACACCGCAGCCGACCUGUUACACAAAAUGGCCUACUAUCAGCCAGGAACGUAUGAAGCUGAAGCCAUCAAAUCGGAGCCCAUGACCAUUGAGAACCGUGUGGCAUGCGUGGAAAAUUCAACACCCGAGGGAUCAUUCAAUGGAUGCUAUUUCAGCUUCCCAAGUUUUGAAAAUUGGGAAAGUACACAGGAAGAAAGCGAGAAAACAGAUGGAAAUCCCUGAAGUGAAGGGAUUGAUUUGCAAGCACAGGUGAAUCUCAAA
This is a messenger RNA of Emericellopsis atlantica, 529 nucleotides long. RefSeq lists its product as uncharacterized. The transcript is spliced from 2 exons. The record is from RefSeq and is a predicted model, not a curated record. Bases 86 to 490 code for a protein of 134 amino acids. Lineage: Eukaryota; Fungi; Ascomycota; Sordariomycetes; Hypocreales; Bionectriaceae.